AUGAAGAACGAUACGCAGGUUAAGAUCGACCAGGCUAAGCAUAAAGCUGUUGCAAAGGUAGAGAAGAUCUUUAAUGCCUUGAAAAAGACCAGUGUUGAUAAAAUCAGAAGGAAACUCAUAGAACUGAAAUAUCUUACUGAAUCCGAUGAGUCUCUGUGAAAUCCACAGACUGAUGUUAUUGAUCAUCUUGUAGAUCCUUCUAUGGAGACUAUUCCUGAGAAGAAUUCCAGCCCUGCAGAAAAGAAUUCAGUCGAGAAGGGAUAUAACAAAGUCACCAUGAGUGCAAGUAUGAGAACUACGAAGACAAAGAUGCAAAUGAAGAAUAGGAAAGAAAAAGAAGACAAAGCUGUGGCCAGGCCUAAGACAGCUCAUAAGCAAGAGAAGCCAAAAGAAGUUGACCAAGUUCUGAAGGCCUUCCUUGAAUCAUACAAGAAUGAAUUUGAGAAGAGGAAGAAGAACUACCUUGAACAGAAAGACAAGAAGGAAGACGUCUUUAGGGAGAUUGAACAACUGAAGACCUCUAAGAGGUUGAUAGAGAGUAAAAUGGUGAAGUCAAAGAUCUCAUCGAAGACCUCUCUCUUCCCUCUUAAUAUUGAAAUUGAAUUAACUUCCGCUAUUAUCAACGACCAGAAAGAGAUAGAUAAGAAGCAUAACUCUGAAAGUCUUGGGUUGAAAUACAAGGUAGAUAAUGGAAAACAAUAUUAUGACAGUAUGGUUGUAAACAACUUGACUCAUCCAGAAUGGACUAAUACAUUCCAACUCACUCUCAUGAAUGAGAAUGAACUGAUGUUUCAGCUCAUUCUUGAUGACAAGAAUUGUGAUACUCUUCAUGUUCUUGAUAGUUUUGAUAUCAGAGCUAAUGAGAUUGCUCAGAAUCUUAAAUCUACUAAGUUCUACAAGGAAACAGUUGUAACCAACAGUGGGAAUGAGUACGAGCUUCAAGUCAAAAAGAAGGGUGACGAUAAGUCAAAGUUGAAAUCAAUUCAGAAGAAGAUUGAUGCUAAAAAUGCAAUCUAUAAAAGACUCCUCAAGCUUCACACAACUGCUAAAGAAGAUAUGGAGAACUUGAUUACUAAGAAGGGUACUGAUUUGAUCAAAGAAUGGGGCAUUAUGAGCAAAAAGCCAAAGACUUUCCAAGAGUCUAAGUCCAAAAUAAUGAAAGAGGAGGAGAAAAAUUCUCCAUGUAGUCUUAACAAUAGUCCCUCAGGUGCUACUCACUCUUUUUCUAAAAGCCUCAAGACACCUACUAAAAAGGCAAGAUCAUCUGCACAGAAGAAUAGUGAGAUUGCUAGCCCAUUCGGGGCUCCAAUGGGACUAAAUAGUGACUUCUCUAAGACGACCAAGAAAUUACAUAAAAGGAAGAAGUCUGAAGAUAAAAAGUCAGAGAAGAACGGGGGAACCCAACAUAAUAUUGUAGCUGAACAUUCAGCUAAGCAUAUCAUGGUUGACCUUACUCAGACCAAGGGGUUAUGAUCAGAGUCUUUAAAGAAAGAUAGCCUUAAAAAGGGAAGAGCUGGAUUAGCAAAUAGCCUUAUUGGCUUCUCACUUGAUGACAUUAAGAAUGUUCAUAAAGUCAAAUCUGAAUAUAAUACAAAGACAAUGAGCAAGAACAGUCUUGGAAAAAUUUUCUCUUGUCUUGAUGGUUCUAGUACUGUGGGAGGAAUGGUUAACCAAGAGCUUUCCCAGAAAGAUGACAAUGAUGAUACUAAAUCAGUCUCAGGACUUUCAUUUAUGUCAGGAAGUGCAUUGUUCUCCCCAUUUGGAAAGAGCAUAUCCGGGAUGUCUCUCAACAACUUCAGUUUGGGAGGUUUGCAUUAAUGAAGAUAACCACUAAAAAGACAAAAAUUUUAACUCAAUAUUUUAUC
Moneuplotes crassus is the source of this 1865-nucleotide messenger RNA. Lineage: Eukaryota; Ciliophora; Spirotrichea; Euplotida; Euplotidae. The record is from the annotation of a GenBank genome assembly.